GACAUCUGGUCCUAUGGUAUCGUCCUCUGGGAGGCAUACAAGCUCGGCAAAGCACCCUUCUUUGGCAUAUCUAAAAAAGAACUGCUUGACGUGUUGCAGAAGGCCUUCAAUGAGCCCAGGUGUCCGCUUCAGUUCCCUGACGAUACUCCUGAAGUCAUCAAGGAGAUAGCCGAAAAGUGCCUAAAACAGGAUCCCGUCAAUCGUCCCAGUUGCGAUGAUAUUAUCGAAGAAUUGUCAAAGCUGCCUUCAAGAAAUGUCCGUCAAUUGAACGAUGACGUCACCGUCAUCAAUUCGUCCUCCUUUGUCUUCAAGGUAUCCAGAAAUUAA
Molecule: messenger RNA, 327 nt
Organism: Dibothriocephalus latus
Lineage: Eukaryota; Metazoa; Platyhelminthes; Cestoda; Diphyllobothriidea; Diphyllobothriidae
Source: the annotation of a GenBank genome assembly